ACCGCGGGCGGUCAGGGAACUAGCAGGAUGUCCGCCGAGGUCGAGCGUGGUCAGGUUGACUCGGGUUUGACAGCCGCCUGCUCCGGCGUGGGGGUGCAGGAGAACCCAAAUAACCGGGAGGGGGCUCCGCCGCCCGGAGACCCGGAGGGGCAGAACGCGCCGGGGGCGACGCUUGGAGGAGGAGAUGCCCACAGACUAGGCGAGGGGAGUCCGGCGGACAAGAGGAGCAAGGAGAACGAUAAGGAGAACGAACGGAGCGGCGCCGAGUCCGCCGCCGAGACCGUCAAGACGAAAGUUGUCGAAGCUCCGCCACCGAAAGUCAACCCGUGGACGAAGAGGACCACGGGGCGGGUGUCAGUCCCCGGCAGCACGAGCCCUGGCUCGCAGGAGAAAGAUCAGCAAAACGCUCUGAAGGUGGUUCGAGCCAGACAGCCCAGAGUGAGGAAGACCAGUAAGUCCGGUGACUUCAGCGACAUCACGAACUGGCCCACACCUGGAGAGCUGGCCAAAGAGCAGCAGAGCGUCCCCAGCAACAACGGGAAGAAGCCGCCCCCCCGCAGGGAAAAGGACCGGCGGCGUGAGCGGAAAUCCGAGAGCAGCCAUGACGGAUGCGAGAGCAAGGAGAACCAGGAGGCCCGGCCCGGGGAGCGGUCCAAAGACCAGGAGUCCAAGGCGGGACAGGACGCCAGGAGCAGCAGCCCGAAGAAGAGAGGAGGUGAGGGUCACAAACGUAAGUGGGUUUGUCUGCCGCUGGACGAAGGCUCCCGGGAAGACGCUGACAAGACGCCCAGGGGGGGGCCGGCGCACUCUGAGACCGCCGUCGACGCGCCCGACCCUGCGUCAUCCAAUCGAACGCUCAGGAACUCCACAGCGCAUGAUGGCAGCCUGAGUUGGAGAGCCGAGCCGCGGGACCACAGCGACGACGCGGGCAGCACCCGGGGUGAAGGCGGCGGCGUUCGAGGAGGACUGCGAGGCCGGGGCAAAGGCCGCGGGCGAGGACGAGGGCGUGGACGAGGUCGGUACGAAUACUCGCUGACCUUCACGGAUGCCCCGUCCUCGGAUGGCUCCGCCCAGGUCCCAGCAGAGUUCGGCUCCAACAACAUGGUUUACUACUACGACGACGGCAGCAAGGUCCAGAUGUACACGGUGGACGAGAAGCUCCUGAAGGAGUACAUCAAACGGCAAAUCGAGUACUACUUCAGCAUUCACAACCUGGAGCGAGACUUCUUCCUGCGCAGGAAGAUGGACGCGCAGGGUUUCCUGCCCAUCUCCCUCAUCGCCAGCUUCCACAGAGUUCAGGCCCUGACCACGGACAUCAGCCUCAUCAUGGAGGCGGUGAAGAGCAGCUCAGAGGUGGAGCUGCUGGAUGACAAAAUCCGCUGCAAAAAGGAGCCCGAGCGUUGGCCCAUCCCCGCCCCGCCCCUCGUGGGUUCUCCGCACACCGACUUCUCCCAGCUCCUCAACUGUCCGGAGUUCGUUCCUCGACAGAGCCUCGCCUCCGCCCGCUCCGCCUCGUCGCCUGUGCAGGAAACUCCUCUGCGUCCGGAGGCGCCUCGGGACUCGGCGGAGUCCGGCUCGCCCCGCCAGGAGCCGCUCCCCGCCGUAGAGGACUCCCUCGCUGCCCUCACGGCCGACCCGGACGCCUGGAUCCAGGUGGAGAAACGCCACCGACAGCCUUCUGGGAAAGCAAAGCAUGCAGAGGAGCAUGCAUGUGCUGCUGGCUCCCCUCCUCCUCCUCCUCCUCCCUCCUCACUGCUCCAACCAGAGUGCCUCAUCUCUGCAGGGGGCGGGAAGGCUCCUCCCCCCAUCCCGCAGGCGCCGCCGCAGACGGUGCCCGACCAGGAGGAGCUGGACUUCAUGUUCGACGAGGAAAUGGAGCAGAUGGCUCCCAGGAAGAACCGCUUCACGGACUGGUCGGACGAGGACUCCGACUACGAGCUGGACGACCAGGACGUCAACAAGAUCCUGAUCGUCACCCAGACUCCCCCCUACGUCCGGAAGCACCCCGCCGGCGACCGAACCGGCAACCAUGAGUCCCGGGCCAGGAUCACAGCGGACCUCGCCAAAGCCAUCAACGACGGCCUCUACUACUAUGAGCAGGACCUGUGGAAGGGAGAGGAGCCCCCUGAGGGCUUCAAGCAGGACGUGGAGAACUUCAAGAAGCUGAACAUCAUCAGCCAGGAUGAGUUUGACACGCUCACACCCAAAGUGCCUGAGGACUCGAGCCAGGAAGCCCCGCCCCUUCCCAUGCCAGUUGACAGCGGAGCAGAACUGGCGCGUUCUCUUCCCGCCUCGGUGCCCGAGUCGCCCAGCUCUCACCAGCCCCGCACCCCCAGAACCCCCCGCACCCCCGGACGCCAAGACCCCAACAAGACUCCCCGCUUCUACCCCGUGAUGAAGGAGAGCAGCAGCCUGGAUAAGCAGACGCCCAGGAAGAAGAAGACUCGCCACAGCGCCAACCCCCCCCACGAGGCCCACAUCGGCUGGGUGAUGGAUUCCCGUGAACAUCGACCGCGCUCGGCGUCCAUCAGCAGCUCCAACGCGUCUCCAUCGGACGGCGCGCCGCUGUCGGGAAGCUACGGCUGCACCCCCCAGUCCCUGCCCAAGUUCUGGCACCCGUCCCACGAGAUGCUGAGGGACAACGGCUUCACCCAGCAGGGCUACCACAAGUACCGCCGGAGGUGCCUGAACGAGAGGAAACGGUUGGGCAUCGGCCAGUCUCAGGAGAUGAACACUCUCUUCAGGUUCUGGUCCUUCUUCCUCAGGGACAACUUCAACCGGAAGAUGUACGAGGAGUUCAGACAGUUUGCGGUGGAAGACGCCAAAGAAAACUACAGGUAUGGACUGGAGUGUCUGUUUCGAUACUACAGCUACGGUUUGGAGAAGAGGUUCCGGUUGGAUCUCUUCAAGGACUUUCAGGAGGAGACCCUGAAAGACUUUGAGAAAGGUCAGCUGUACGGGCUGGAGAAGUUCUGGGCCUUCCUGAAAUAUUCAAAGAUGAAGAACCAGCCCAUCGACCCAAAACUGCAGGAGCAUCUCUGCAAGUUCAGAAACCUGGAGGACUUCAGGGUGGAGCCGCCGAUGGGGGACGAGGGGGGCAGGAGGAGGCGCCCCUCGGCCGGGGAGGACGGAAGGCGCCGGCGACAUCCUUCCAACACUACCUCAAAGGCAGCGCAGGCCAACAAAUCCUCCAUCACGCCGCCUCAGCCCGCUUCCGCCGCGCCACAGACCACGCCCAACGACAGCGCGCAGAAAAAGGCCGCCGCGCCGCCCGCCAACAGGAAGAAGGCCGACGGCAAAGCAGGAAAGAAGGAGGGCGCCACACCCAGUAAAUGAAUGAGAGAAGCGUGUGGAGAGUGUUUGACCAGGAGAGACGGGGGCGUGGCUUUCGGCUCCUCCCCCACCGUUUGGUAUGAAGAGAGACUGAGCGCGGUUGAUUCGAUUGUUUUCAUCAGUGCAUUUCAUUUUUGGAGCAUCACAGGCGUGGAAUGGCGCCUGCUCUUACCGUUUACAAACACACAACCUUCCCUUCAUUUGGCCUUGUGUCUCGGAUGCCAAACUCUUGGAGGGUUCGGUCCCGGCCGUGACCCGCUCGGGUCCGUGACGCGCUCCGGAACCGGGCUCCACCGUCGUGCCCAGAACAGCAGGCGCUGCUGCGUCGUCUGGUGUGCCUUAAUCUUCUUCAGUGCGAAAAAAUGCGCUUCUCAAGGUCUUCCUUCUCAUUUCUCUGGGUUUGAACCCGUGACGCCGAGCGGGUUUGCCAACCUGCACACGUUCUGUUCUCACGGUGACAAUCAGGCUGACGGCAGCGGUCCAGAAGGAGCAGCUCCUCCUCUGACCGUCUGCAGAAAGGUAAAAACCAUCACGUUUGGUUUGAAAACCCGAAGAAAUCCCAUUUCACAGCCAGAGAUUGUUUAAUUUAUUGUUUCCUUUUUGCUUUUCUUCCAUGUUUGACUAAUGGAAUAGUCUUAGCAGUUUUGAAUGGCUUUUACUGAUCACCAGUGGGAAUGAAGGGUGUGAGCUUUCAGCAGAAAACUACCCAAUAUUUAAGCUUGAAGUUGACUUCAUCUUCUGUUUGAGGCUUGGUGCUGCAGAGCACCCUCUUCAUCCUCCUUUUCAUUCAUUAAACUUCAUUUUAGAGUUGAAUUAAAAUUUUAAAAAAAAUGUAAAUACUAUAAAAAUCAUUUGCUUUUCAUUUAUUCAUCUGAUUUUAGGAUGUGAUCUGUUUUAUCAUUAGUGUGUUUUUCAGUGUUUUAGGAUGAAAGGAUGCAUGUCCAUGAAUUGUAAAAUGCAAAAAAAAAAAGAUAAUCUCUAUAAAGUAUCUGCUGAUUGUAUGAA
This is a messenger RNA of Oryzias latipes (Japanese medaka), 4338 nucleotides long. It is a transcript of the gene larp1b, whose product is annotated as La ribonucleoprotein 1B. Gene Ontology annotation, biological process: mRNA stabilization; positive regulation of translation. The record is from RefSeq and is a predicted model, not a curated record. Gene Ontology annotation, cellular component: cytoplasmic stress granule; cytosol. Lineage: Eukaryota; Metazoa; Chordata; Actinopteri; Beloniformes; Adrianichthyidae. Gene Ontology annotation, molecular function: RNA cap binding.